CUCUGAUUGGUCACAACGCUCUGACGCUUCUGAUUGGCCGGGCUCACUACCAUCCCAGAGUGCUGUGGGGCACUUCCUCCUUUCCCGGCCGUGAGCCCUCGGAGGAGGCCUUUCGGCCGCAGCCAUGGCGCCCAGCCGGAAUGGCAUGAUCCUGAAGCCCCACUUCCACAAGGACUGGCAGCGGCGCGUGGCCACGUGGUUCAACCAGCCGGCUCGCAAGAUCCGUAGACGCAAGGCCCGGCAGGCCAAGGCGCGCCGCAUCGCCCCGCGCCCAGCGUCCGGUCCUCUCCGGCCGGUGGUGAGAUGCCCGACGGUCAGGUACCACACGAAGGUUCGCGCCGGCAGGGGCUUCAGCCUGGAGGAGCUUAGGGUGGCCGGCAUCCACAAGAAGGUGGCCCGGACCAUUGGGAUCUCGGUGGACCCGAGGCGGCGGAACAAGUGCACGGAGUCCCUGCAGGCCAACGUGCAGCGGCUCAAGGAGUACCGCUCCAAGCUUAUCCUGUUCCCCAGGAAGCCCUCGGCCCCCAAGAAGGGAGACAGCUCUGCUGAAGAGCUCAAACUGGCCACUCAGCUGACUGGACCUGUUAUGCCCAUACGGAACGUCUAUAAGAAGGAGAAAGCCAGAGUCAUCACAGAGGAGGAGAAGAACUUUAAGGCAUUUGCUAGUCUCCGCAUGGCCCGUGCCAACGCCCGGCUCUUUGGAAUCCGGGCAAAAAGGGCCAAGGAAGCCGCAGAACAGGAUGUUGAAAAGAAAAAAUAAAGUGCUGUUGGCAACUUAUGAUAAA
Molecule: messenger RNA, 785 nt
Organism: Dama dama (fallow deer)
Lineage: Eukaryota; Metazoa; Chordata; Mammalia; Artiodactyla; Cervidae
Gene: RPL13
Product: ribosomal protein L13
Exons: 6
Coding region: 125-760 (211 amino acids)
Biological process (GO): translation
Cellular component (GO): ribosome; cytosolic large ribosomal subunit
Molecular function (GO): RNA binding; structural constituent of ribosome
Source: RefSeq, a predicted model, not a curated record